Molecule: messenger RNA, 1651 nt
Organism: Pieris napi
Lineage: Eukaryota; Metazoa; Arthropoda; Insecta; Lepidoptera; Pieridae
Product: protein ALP1-like
Exons: 2
Coding region: 60-1289 (409 amino acids)
Source: RefSeq, a predicted model, not a curated record
GACCAUAGACGCGGCCAGGCCGCCGCGGCCAUGGUCGCCGGUGCGUAGGCAAGCGCGACAUGUGGACGGCCGAAAAAUUUGCAGUCGACUUCCAAGGAUGUGUCAAGAUGGACGUGCAGAAGAUAAUCACGCUAACUGUGCUUGUGUAUUUACUACGAAAACGAAAACGGAAGAUUUCACGUAAAAGACAGUUUUGGGUGCAUCCAUUACUUUGCGAGAGAAAGACUAAAGGAUUAUAUUAUACUUAUUUUUUGGAUUUAAAAAUGUAUGAGAAGAGAUUCUUUAAUUACAUGAGAAUGUCAACGAAUACUUUUAACCUGUUACUGGAUACAAUAAAACCAAAAAUUACUGGAACUGGUAACAACUAUCGGAAAUGCAUUCCAGCAGAAGAAAAAUUAGUAAUAACAAUAAGGUAUUUGGCUACUGGGUGUUCUUUAUCUCAUAUAAGUCAUGAAUACCGUAUAGGGCUUCCUACAGUAUCGGAAAUAGUAUUUGAUGUUUGUGAAGCAAUAUGGGAGAUAUUAAAACCAAUUGUGAUGCCACAAUUGACCAGAGAUAAGUGGAUUCAAACGGCUGAAGGUUUUCAAAAAUACGCCCAAUUUCCUAAUUGCAUCGGAGCCAUCGACGGCAAGCACAUUAGAGUUAUCAAACCACAACAUUCGGGAUCUCUUUAUUACAAUUACAAGAAUUAUUUUUCAAUCGUGUUACUUGCAAUAUGUGAUGUAAAUUAUAAAUUUCUUUACGUAGAUAUUGGAGCAUACGGCAAAUGCAGUGAUUCGUCAAUUUACAAAGACUCUGUAUUUUAUCAUAGGCUUUUAAAUAAUGAUCUCGAUAUUCCGAGCAAUAACCCCAUCAAAGAAAAUGGCCAAUCAAUGCCGUUCGUUUUAGUGGGUGAUGAGGCGUUUUCACUAUCGGAACAUAUGAUGCGACCGUAUGCUGGGAGAAACUUGAAUAAUGUAAAGACUAAUUUUAAUUAUCGACUAUCCCGUGCCCGCCGCUAUAUUGAAUGUACAUUUGGAAUAUUAGCCAAUAAAUGGCAGAUUCUUCACCGACCCCUAAACGUCAAGAAAGAAUUUGCAGUUGUGAUUAUAAAAGCUCUAUGUGUGCUUCAUAAUUUUGUGCGAGAAAGAGACGGAUAUGAUUUCAAGGACACGUUAACUGUACCAGAGGCUUUAUUAGAAAUACCUGCAUGUUUACCUAAUAGAGCAAAUAGAACAUCAACCGAAUAUCGAGAUAUAUUCGCAAACUACUUCAGUACCGAUGGUCGCUUGCCCUGGCACAAUUUGUAAAUAUAUGGGUGCUCGCCGCGAGCCGCCAUUGCGCGCCGUAAACAAAAUGGCGUCGAACGCACAUGCGGUAUGAGUAAUCUUUUUAAAAAGUUAUUCCAAUCAUUACGAAAACCUGGGAAAUUUUAGCAAAUAAUUGUCAAAACUCAUGUGCAAAGCGAAAAAUAGUAGAAAUAAAAUAGUUAUACUUUUGACAAUUACCUAUUUGCUAAAAUUUCUUAGAUUUUGAAUGAACGGAACAACUUUAAAAAAAAAUCACUCAUGUCACAUAUACGUGUCGAAUGCUACUACAGCACCUGCUGCGUUUAUUGUAGUUCAUCGCAUUAUUAAUUUACUUAGGCAUAAUAAAAUAAAAUACUAACCAA